Messenger RNA from Malania oleifera, 3388 nucleotides. Its product is annotated as glycine--tRNA ligase, mitochondrial 1-like. The transcript is spliced from 10 exons. Gene Ontology annotation, cellular component: mitochondrion; cytoplasm. The record is from RefSeq and is a predicted model, not a curated record. Gene Ontology annotation, biological process: mitochondrial glycyl-tRNA aminoacylation. Gene Ontology annotation, molecular function: glycine-tRNA ligase activity; ATP binding. NCBI's taxonomy places the organism in Eukaryota, Viridiplantae, Streptophyta, Magnoliopsida, Santalales, Ximeniaceae. The coding region runs from base 6 to 2189 and encodes 727 amino acids.
UAUUCAUGUACAAUUUCCGUGCACGUUUGCAGUUCCCCGCGUCUCGUCUCAGUAGCCGCCUAGAAUUGAAGAUGGCCGCUACCGCCUCCUCGUCCAACGAAGACGCUCUACGCAGAGCCCUUGCGGAGAAGCAAAGGGAUAUUGACACCCAGGCCAGCGCUGUUAGGGAGCUCAAGGCGACGGCCGCCCCCAAAAGCCUCAUUGAUCCCAUCGUCGAAGCCCUCACCGCUCUCAAGCUCCAGAAAGCCUCCAUCGAGCGCCAGCUCCGCGCUGUCCUCGAUAACCCUAACAACGGCUCCGUCAGCAGCACCGACGCUACCAUGGCCCUCGGCAGAGAAGUUUUGUUCCAGGCAUUGACUAACACCCUCGAGCGCCGCCUCUUCUACAUCCCUUCUUUCAAAAUUCACGGCGGCGUUGCCGGUUUUUAUGAUUACGGUCCCCCUGGUUGUGCCGUUAAGUCCAAUGUGCUCGCCUUCUGGCGUCAGCACUUUGUUCUGGAGGAGAACAUGUUGGAGGUUGAUUGUCCAUGUGUGACACCAGAACGUGUGCUUAAAGCUUCUGGUCAUGUUGAUAAGUUCACUGACCUUAUGGUCAAAGAUGAAAAGACUGGUACCUGCUACCGUGCAGAUCAUUUGCUUAAGGACUUCUGCGAAGAGAAGCUUGAGAAGGACCUUAAUAUCACCACAGAAAAGGCUGCAGAAUUUAAACAUGUUAUUGCUAUGCUGGAUGGUUUCUCCGCUGAAGAACUGGGUGCAAAGAUCAAAGCGUAUGGCAUAACUGCACCAGAUACGAGAAACCCUCUUUCUGAUCCUUAUCCUUUUAAUUUGAUGUUUCAGACCGCGAUAGGUCCGUCUGGCUCAGACCGUGGGUACAUGCGUCCUGAAACUGCCCAGGGCAUUUUUGUUAACUUCAAGGACUUGUACUACUAUAAUGGGUACAAGCUUCCUUUUGCUGCAGCUCAAAUUGGUCAAGCUUUCAGAAAUGAGAUAUCUCCACGGCAAGGUCUUCUAAGAGUACGAGAGUUUACACUGGCUGAGAUUGAGCACUUCGUGGAUCCUGAGGCCAAGACUCAUCCAAGAUUUUCUGAAGUGGCGAACUUGGAGUUCUUAAUGUUCCCAAGGGAGGAUCAGGUGUCUGGACAAUUGGCAAGGAGGAUGCACCUUGGUGAAGCAGUUUCAAUGGGCAUUGUCAACAAUGAAACGCUGGGCUAUUUCAUUGGGAGGGUGUAUCUAUUCUUAACGUGUCUUGGUAUCGACAAAGAACGCUUGCGUUUCCGGCAGCAUCUAGCAAAUGAGAUGGCCCACUAUGCUGCGGACUGUUGGGAUGCUGAGAUUGAAUGCUCUUUUGGCUGGAUUGAAUGUGUUGGUAUUGCAGAUAGAUCUGCAUAUGAUUUGUGUGCUCACACGAAAAAAACUGGUGUUCCUCUUGUAGCACAUGAGAAAUUUGCAGAACCUAGAGAAGUAGAGAAACUUGUUAUAGUCCCUGUAAAAAGGGAGCUGGGCCUUGCAUUCAAGGGCAACCAGAAGAUGGUGGUUGAAGCAUUGGAGGCCAUGGGUGAAAAAGAAGCUAUGGAAAUGAAGGCUGCUUUGGAAUCCAAGGGAGAGGUAGACUUCCAUGUCUGCACUCUUGGGAAAGAUGUCACCAUAAAGAAAAAUAUGUUGACUAUCUCCAAGGAGAAAAAGAAGGAACAUCAAAGGGUUUUCACACCAUCGGUGAUUGAGCCGUCUUUUGGUAUUGGGCGGAUAAUAUAUUGUCUCUAUGAGCAUUCCUUCUACAGGAGACCUAGUAAAUCUGGCGAUGAACAGUUGAAUGUGUUCCGUUUCCCUCCACUCAUCGCACCUAUCAAAUGCACUGUAUUCCCCCUCGUGCAGAAUCCACAGUAUAAUGAAGUUGCCAAACAUAUUGCCAAAUUAUUGACUGCUGCUGGGAUCUCAUAUAAGAUUGACAUGACAGGUACAUCAAUUGGGAAAAGAUAUGCGAGAACAGAUGAACUUGGUGUGCCCUUUGCUGUUACAGUAGAUUCAACGUCUGAGGUGACAAUUCGCGAGAGGGACAGCAAGAAGCAGAUUCGUGUGAAUGUGGAGGAGGUGGCAUCUGUGGUGAAGGAGGUGACUAAUGGUGAGAGCACAUGGGCUGAUGUUUUGUGGAGAUACCCCAGUCAUCAUUCAUCUGCAUCUACUGAUGAAUGACUCUUUACAUUCUCUGGCCGCUUUCCCACUCAGGUUUGAAGAUUUUACAUUUAUAAGCUACACAUGCAACUACAAUUGACAAUUUAAGGGAAUAAUAUAGUGAGUUGAAGCACCGCAUUACAGAUUAUUGAUUUCGAAGUGGGAAGUGGGCAUUUGCUUCCCAAUGUUGUUGAUUAGCUCAUCUGCAUGGCUGUAUUAGCUUAUGGUUCCUAAAGCAUGGACAAAAUCAGAUUCAUCUUUCUUCCAUCAUAGUGGAACUGGUGCUAAUUUUUUCUUUUUUGGACGGUUCCUUUGGAGGACAAAGCUUGUUGAUCGGUUGAAAAAAAUUUAGUAGGUUUUUGGAACCAUUACAAAAAUAUUGACGAGGAAAAUUAAUUCAUGUGGGUAUAUGAACUAAACUGAAUUAAACACUGCAUCCAAACUCAAUAAUCAUAGUUUUGAUUGAAAAUAUCCAUCAACACGAGAGAUAACAAUAAGCUAGUUGUUUGUCACAUGCAUUCUCAAUUUUUAUCUGGGAUACAGAUGGAAGGGCCUGUUAUGGAAAAGCUUGCUAGAAAGGGAGGUGGUGAUGUGUGUUGGAGGCAGUGGCAGAGGCGGUGGCAGUUGCAGCACUGCGCUCAGCAUGGCAAAGCUGGCGGAGCUUGGUGGGUACAUACCAAAUGGAGAGGCGGGGGUGGGACUCAAAAAUGGAGUCAAUGUCCCAGCGGGCCUGGCGGGCAGCAAUAGAGACGAGGGGCUUGUAGCAGGCCUGUCUCCAGGCACCCACGUUCUCACCUCUCUCCUUGAAACUGCGGCGCAGCGCAUUGGAGGCAUCCUCAUCCAGGCAGUGGAGUGCAUAGCAGUGGACGUAGUGCCUCAUCUUGGGCUUGUUUAUGUAGCUGGCCCCUGCCUCCUUCGCGUACCUGAACACUUGGUUCGUUACCUGCUCCAUGCUUGCCAGGUUAAACCACAACAGCCCCCCUACUAUUUAAGUCAUCUUCAAAGUACAGUCAUGCCUUAAUAAUAAUAAUAAUAAUAAUAAUAAUAAUAAUAUGAGCCUAUGAGGUAAACCCAAAAAAAAAAAAGGGGCAUGUAUCAGUGCCUCGUUUGUAUUCAGUAACGUGUAUCUGUGCAAUGCUUUGUAUGAACCUAUGAGUACACAUUUUUUACUUGAAUAACGCAGAAAGAUAAAGAGGAGUGUGUGUGGAUGUUCUAUAUUU